Molecule: messenger RNA, 1047 nt
Organism: Fusarium musae
Lineage: Eukaryota; Fungi; Ascomycota; Sordariomycetes; Hypocreales; Nectriaceae
Exons: 1
Coding region: 1-1047 (348 amino acids)
Source: RefSeq, a predicted model, not a curated record
AUGAAGUCCGUCGUCGCUUCCAUCGGCAUGCUUGCCGCCGUUGCCAACGCCUACAACUUCCCCCACCACGCCCACUACCGCCGCGACAACGGUACCGACACCCAGACCACUCUGACCGUCAAGACCACUGUCGUCGAGACCAUCACCAGCUGCGCUCCUACCGUCACCAACUGCCCUGCUCGUGACCACACUGCCAUUGCUCAGCUCCCUGAGUCCGACAAGGUCACCUACGUUGAGACUAACACCGUUAUCCUCACUGAGGUUGUCUGCCCCGUCGCUGACGCCAGCUCUAUCUACACCUCUGUCCUCCACGAUGCUGAGACCGGUGGUGUAACUGGCAAGACCCUCACUGCCCCUUACACCGCUUCCGUCCCCAUGACCACUGGCGGUGCUUACCCUCCCCCUAAGGAGGGCGACAAGACAGUCGUUUCCGACUACACCACCGAGCAGGUUGUCACUCUUACCCAGGGUGACGAGACCAUCACCACCACCGUCCACAAGACUCUCCAGACCACCAUCACCGUCCCUGCUGGCCCUCAGGUCACCGAUGACGGCUCUAAGGGCAACGGUACCCCCGAGGAUGAUACCACCACUACCACUACCAAGACCAAGACUGGCACCGUCACCAAGACCAUUGAGCGCGUCGGUGAGACCAAGCCUGCUUCGGGCGGUGACAACGGCUACAGCACCGGCAAGAGUGAGGAGGAGGGUUCCAAGGGUACUGGCAAUGGAUCCAACAACGGCGGCUCUGGCUCUGGCAAUGGUAACGGCGAGUGUGUCCCUGAGACAGUCACAGUCACCGCCCCUGCCUCCACUGUCUAUGUCACUGUUGUCCCUGAGGCCAGCAAGACUGGUAGCUCUGAUGAUGCUACCGUCACCGACAAGGCUGUCCAUGGUGAUGACUCUGAGGACGACGAUGACGAGGAGGAGUUCUGCGACACCACCACCACCCUCGAGGCUACUGUUACCGUUGUCCCUUACCCUGUCAACGACACUGCCACUGGUGGCUACGCCAAGCCCACUGGCUUCUCCCGCCGUCUCCGAUAA